AUGUUUUACUCAGUGGUACUGUGUGUGCGUAAUGGGAGCAGACAGGCGGCCGGGAUCGCGCUGGGUAUACGGGGGCAUUUCCAAGGAGCUCUAAAGAGGUCAGACCUCUGGGCACCAGCUCACCCCGGUAACUCCUCGCCCCUGUCCCAGCAGUGGACCGGGUUAAGAGCGCUGUCUGCCUCCCCCCCGGGACCACCCCAGGAGACAGACGCAGAGGAGCACCAGGCCGGUUUCGGGUCUCUGUCUGCGAACCUCUCCUCCCGCAGAUCUUACAAGAAGACCAGCCCGUACCUGGAGGACAUGAAAUACCCCGAUGAUGAAGAUGAAGAUGCUCAAAGGGCCGUGAGGAGGCGUGCACCGGUCAAUACGCCCUACUGGUACUUUCUGCAGUGCAAGAAGCUGAUUCGAGACGGCAAGCUCCAGGAGGCUCUGGACCUGUUCAGUGGAGACAUGCUCCAGGGAGAGAGGCUGCAGCCCGAGGAAUUCAAUUACAAUGUGCUGAUCGGAGGCUGUGGACGGGCUGGUCAGCUCAAGAAGGCUUUCAAACUCUAUAAUGACAUGAAAAAGCGUGGUUUGGAGCCUUCUGAUGCAACCUACACGGCUCUGUUCAAUGCCUGUGCUGAGUGCUCUUUCAAACAAGCCGGGCUGCACCAGGCUGUGAAGCUGGAACAGGAACUACGGCGGAAGAACUACCUCCUCAGCACCAUCACGUACCACGCUCUUCUGAAGGUCCACGCGGUCAACAACCACCUCCAGGCCUGUCUGCACACGCUCCGGGAGAUGCUGGAGAACGGCCAUGUUGCAACUCAGGAGACGUUCCACUAUCUCCUGAUGGGAUGUGUGAAAGACAAGGACUCUGGGUUCAGACUGGCCCUGCAGAUCUGGCGUCAAAUGCUGAUUUCUGGUAUUCUCCCGGACUCUAAGAACUACACAGUCCUGCUCCGUGCUGCCAGAGACUGCGGGAUCGGGGACCCUGCGCUGGCCUCGGCUGUACUGCUCAGCCCUACAGAGAAGCCUCGGAGGGACAGAACAAAGAAAGGGACUCCAAAAAACAUGAUUAAUGUAGAUGUUUUAGAACAGCAACUGUUUAUCCAAUCAGGACCAGAGACUCCCAAGGCUUUGAUCAAACCAGACUCAGCCCUUAUUCCAAUAGCUGAUGAUUUGCCUCAUACACUCCCUGCUAAUAUUGAAGAGUUCUCCUAUUGCCCCAAUCUGCUGGAUGUGUUUGAAGGUAAAAAUACUGGGGUGGUGUCCCUGCGUGCCGGACCGGGUGUGUCUGAUCGCCUGGCUCUCAUUGGAGGAGCUCAGGGCUUUCUACAGAGUAUGGAGGUCAGAGGAGUCAUACCGGACUUGAAGACUUUGACCCUGUUGGCUGACACUGCGGAGCCCAGUCGGGACACGCUCUCCUUGCUCCUGAGAACAGCCAAGCAGCAUCGGCUCAAACUGGACGUGGCCUUUUUCAACUCUCUGAUCCGCAGAGCAGCGAAAGCAGGAGACAUGGAGACGGCACAGGUUGUGUUGAGUACUAUGCGUCAGCGUCAUGUGAGCGUGGAUACACAGACUUUUGGAUGUCUGGCUCUGGGCUGUGAGAGGGAGAGGGACGCCCUGCAGCUGCUGACCAACAUGGAGGAGCUGGGGUUCAGGCCAAACGUUCACGUGUUCUCUGCGCUGAUUGGCCGAGCGGCACGCAGACUCGACUACAUGUACCUGAAAAAGCUUCUGGUCCUGAUGAAGGAGAAGGAGGUGUGGCCCAAUGAGGUCAUCAUCAGGCAGCUGGAGUUUGCAGCUCAGUAUCCCCCAAACUAUGACCAGUACAAACGGAGAAACAAUUAUUUGGUGCACAUCGAUGGUUUCCGUGGUUACUACCAGCACUGGCUGAGGACCGUGCCGGCACAGACAGCAGAGCAGACAGAGACUCAGCCGGGGACCCAGACGCAGCCAGAGCCGGUGCAGGCGAUAGAGGGCGGAGCAGAUGGGCCGUCCGAGGCUCAGAGGAACCAGAGAGCUGCAGCUAGGAGAUACAACUCUAAGAAAGGGGAAAGCAGGGCCCGCUCUGCUCUGUGA
Knipowitschia caucasica is the source of this 2064-nucleotide messenger RNA. The record is from the annotation of a GenBank genome assembly. Lineage: Eukaryota; Metazoa; Chordata; Actinopteri; Gobiiformes; Gobiidae.